Messenger RNA from Ostrinia nubilalis (European corn borer), 3786 nucleotides. Its product is annotated as sec1 family domain-containing protein 2-like. Lineage: Eukaryota; Metazoa; Arthropoda; Insecta; Lepidoptera; Crambidae. Bases 430 to 2391 code for a protein of 653 amino acids. Gene Ontology annotation, biological process: vesicle-mediated transport; intracellular protein transport. The record is from RefSeq and is a predicted model, not a curated record. The transcript has 10 exons.
CGUUCGCGAGUGUCAGUGGCUACACGUGUUUCUGGAAUUCUAGCGUAUUUUUUUGUAAUUUCACUGUUCAUUUUUACAGAAAUCCAAUCCUAAGCUCAAUUAUCAAUAAAACAACGGUGGUGGUAAUUUAACUUGACCUUUCCUUGGUAUUUUGCUUAGUAUACCUUUGAAUUUAAAUUUAUACCUACAUUGUGUAAAAGCUGCGCACGUGAUAUUGGCGGAACAGUGUGCCUUGUGGCGAAAAUACACAAGUUCAUCGCCAUUAAUAAAAGAAGAAGAAGAAGACACAUUUUGACGACGUAAAAAAAAUAUUCGGAUAUGAAUUUUCUUCUAAUUAAUUCUACCAUUAUCUCUUAAUUAGUCACCAAAACCAAUACAAAUAAUGAUAGUACCAAAUAAUGUAAAUUAGGUUAAGUUUCACUCAAAAAAAUGUCGGUGUCAAUGAAAGAGUUUAGUAAGGCCUGGUGGUCGGAAGUAUACAACAGGAUUAUCGGUGCUGCAGUGUAUUUGGACGCUGCGAGUGCUGAGUGCCUGCACUGGGAUGGAGGGCUUUUCAACUUGCUUGACGGAGGCGCGGUUGCGGUUAAAAGCCUGUCCCCAUUUGAGUUUUCAACCAAAGAACACAAGAAGGCUGUAUUCAUAACACAAACUACGUCAAUGCAGCUACGUACAAUAUGUGAUAUAAUACGUAACAGCGACUUCAGUCACUGCAUAUUGAUAUCAUGUGUUAGCUUAGAGGUUGUGUAUUUGGAAUUAAACGAGGGGAAGGAUGUGAGCGAUGUGAUAGCUGCUGGGAAGGUUCAGGCAGAAUGUACGAAACAAUUGGAGAAGAUGUUACAGGAAUGGAUUGGAAAAGCUCAAUGUGCAGUAGAAGUUGUUCACAUACCAAUCAGCACAAUAUGCCCUACCAGCGUUGUGUUUCUCACACCGCCACAUCAUAAAGUGUACCCAACGUACAGCGGGAAACUCAUCCCGGACUCGGCCUCGAUAGACUUGUACGGCCUCACCAGCGAAGAGAGGUCCCAAGUGAGGAGGCUGGCUAGCUGCCUUAACAGUAUGAUGGAUUCCAUGAGCUUGAAAGAGGAUAUAUUUUAUAUGGGCACAUACAGUUCUUUGGUGGCUGGAGUCUUGGAGAACUCACCUGUUUGCAUAGCUAGACGAAAGUACUGUACCAACCCAACAUCUUUGGUCAUAGUAGACCGCACACUAGACCUGUGUGGGGUGACGAGCCACUCCAUGGAGUCAGUUCUGGAUAAGGUGAUGGCAGUACUGCCGAGGUUCCCUGGACAUUCCAAUGAGGUAGCCAUCGACAUGUCCCCUCUUUGCGAGGCUAAUGUCAUCAGCCACCCAGAUGACGUCCAGCUCAGCCCCGGUUGUUUGUACCACGCUAACGACGACUCCUGCAUGCAAACCUUCGACCACAUGAUCAACAAAUCCCAGAAGGAGGUCAUGUUCGACCUGUACAAUAAACUGUCCAAGAUUGACGUUCAGAAGUCGCCAAGUCCUAAGACUUUGCUGAAAGUCACGCCGCAAAGCAUGGAAAAAAUCGUCACUGCGUCAAAAGGUAACUAUGACAUCAUCAGCAAACACCUCGGCGUGCUACAGCAGGCACUAGCCGUGGUGCAAACUCUGAAGUCUCCAAAGCGCGCGCAAAUCGAACUGGUCAGCAGUCUGGAGCGUCAGGUCUCGCAGAACUUGGCCGCUAGCAGGGACUCUACCAGUGUUCUGCACCAGAUCACCCACUUAAUAAAGUCUCGAAAAGACCGCAACCUCUCCUUAGAAAGUCUACUAGCCCUGCUCGUCCAUAUCUACUCUCUCACCGGGACCGAAGUCUCAUUCUCCAAGCAACACGAAGACAGCCUCACCGAGACGUUGAGUGUUGCCAUAUUUGAGGACCACAAGGCACUGGCACUCAAUGACGACUCAGGGCACAUAGUCACUCCUGAGCAGUGCGAUGAGAUGAGCAAGUCUGUGAUGAUCAGGCUGAAGGAUAUAGCUCAGAUGAGGAAGAUUCUAAAUAAAUACCAAUCGGUGCUGAAACCUUGUGAAAAUGGAGUAGGUCACGAGUAUAAGGGUCUUCUGCAGCAGCUGGUGGACGACCUGGUGGAUACAGAGCGUCCCGAGACGCCAGACCUUCGCCACAGAAAUGAGGGCAUCAAGGACCUCUUGCGGAGUGGACUCAACAUCCUAACGAGUAAAAAAGCUCGGAGCACGAAACAUCCCUUCGACAAUCCGACCGUCAUCAUAUUCGUGAUCGGAGGCAUCACAGCUGAGGAAUGCAAGCGGUUACACCGCAGUGUGAUCACCAGUGGAGUGGACAAUACUGUCCUGAUCGGUUCCACUAAGCUGGUCACCCCAGUGGAAGCUAUGCGGGACGCUUUGGCGUUAUAGCGACUCAGGAAUGCAGCGUAAACUGCUGGUAUACUGCUGAUACUGAAGCGAGGCACAACUGAGAAAGAGCGGAGUGGACAAUACUGUCCAGUAGCUUUAUUCACGUAACAAAACUCCAACGACAACAAAUCGCUGAGUUGCGAUCAUAUCGAGUAAUCGUUCUAUCGAAAUGAGUUUGUGAAUACGGAUUUAGAACUGUUCUCUGUGUUUCAAUAGGACGACUUCUAAACGUCAACGACAUUUUGACUGUUUCAAAAUACGUGAAUUAGGCCACUGAUCUGUUCGACUAACUUGCUCACCCCUGUGGAAGCCAGGCUGGCCCAUGUGGGAUGCUUUGGCGUUAUAACGACUUAGGAGUGCAUAAAAACUACAGGUACUAUGAAAGUGUGAAUCGACAAAAUAAUUAACAAUUGUAGUGUCAAAGCUGUCACAGCUUAGCGUAAGUUUUCUACCGCAGCGUAGUUAUACUCGUAAUGUAGUGGAUAGUUGUCCUGAUCGGGUACCUAUGAUCAUGAUCACAUAAUACAGGGUGUUUCUUUGGUAAGUCCUAAAAAAGAGUCUAAACGACUACUUUUUUUACGAAACCAACAUUUUUUUUUUUCAAGAUAUUAUAUGGAGCAGCUGAGAAUUUUUAUUAAACGUUUUUUUCCUAUUAACGGAACCAAGUUCAGUCUCUUAGGGAAAUUAGUUGCAGUGUAGUAAAAGAAGUGCUUUUCGUUAGCCACCCGACAAAGAAACACCCUGUAUUGGUAUUUUAUUGUUUGGUGACUGUAAUGUCUCGGUCGUGUUUUACCGUAGUGUUGGUAACAGUACAGUCAUACCAAAUUGAUCAUAUUAGUAGAAAGUGGAAUGACACAAAAGACAAAAUUGUCUGUAUACUCGUAAUAAUAAUAACAGGGCCUCUAGUUAAUGUAUACAGUUCUUCGAACAUUUUCAAAGUGUUCAGUUUACACCUUAAAACCUAAUUUAGGGAGUUAGCAAAACAAUGAAGAAAUUAAUAUCAUGUCGGACAAUAUUGAUAGCUCGCUAGCCGAAUAAUAUAAGUGUAAUAAUUGUAACUUUAAACGUGAUAAAUACUUUAUAUCGUAUUUAAUUGCUUUUAUAUAAUAGUCUGACUUAAAUAUUAUGUAUUCAUAGUUACCGAAUUCUUGCAAAGUAUAUUGUUGCUUCUAAAAUGAAAUUGAUUAACAUUUUGUUAGAGCAGAGCUCAAUAUUAGCGCGUAGCGUUUUCCAUUCUAUUAUUAAGGUAUAUUAUUUUUGUUAUUAUUUAUUUAUACUUGAAGUGUAAAGUGAAUGGUUUGCAUUAUUUGUGUGGGUGUUUGUAAUUAAGUGCAAUGCAAUUACAAUGCAGAUUCUCAAUAAACUUUUUCAUCGUAGAAAAACUUGUUUUUUAGU